This is a messenger RNA of Chanos chanos (milkfish), 1923 nucleotides long. Its product is annotated as olfactomedin-like protein 2A. Bases 1 to 1923 code for a protein of 640 amino acids. Gene Ontology annotation, biological process: signal transduction. Lineage: Eukaryota; Metazoa; Chordata; Actinopteri; Gonorynchiformes; Chanidae. The record is from RefSeq and is a predicted model, not a curated record. The transcript has 8 exons.
AUGUGGAGACUUGCAAACGUCCUUGCCUGCUUGCUGAUGAUAGGUGAACACGUAUGGGCUCAAAAUAAGAUUUUCGGAGAGACAGAACACGUAAAGAUGAUGUCGGAGGGUUCGGACUGCCGCUGUAAGUGCAUUAUGAGGCCACUGACGCGUGACGCGUGUGCACGACUGCGCAGUGGCACCGUCCGUGUGGAGGAUUUUUACACUGUGGAGACGGUGAGCUCAGGCUCUGACUGCAAGUGCUCCUGCACCGCGCCUCCUUCCUCCCUCAACCCGUGUGAGAAUGAGUGGAAGAUGGAGAAACUGAAGAAACAGGCUCCAGAACUACUCAAGCUGCAGUCCAUGGUUGACCUCCUGGAAGGGACUUUGUACAGCAUGGAUCUGAUGAAAGUUCACUCCUACAUCAGUAAAGUUGUUACCCAGAUGAACAACCUGGAGGAGACCAUCAAAACCAACCUGACGCGGGAGAAUGACUUUGUGAGGGACAGUGUCACCUCUCUGUCCAAUCAGCUGAAACGAUAUGAGAACUACUCUGACAUCAUGAUCAGUAUUAAGAAGGAACUGUCCAGCCUGGGUCUGCAGUUGCUUCAGAAAGACUCUACAGCGCCCACCAACAGCAAAGCUCAGGACACAGUGGAAGGGAAGACCAAAGACGUCAACAAGUAUCCUGCCAAGAAGGCAGAGAAAGCCAAACCACCACCCAAACCAGUUAAGGAAAAACCUACCAAACCCAAAAAGGAAAGUCCAAAGCUCGCCAGACCAGACUCCACAGCAAAGACCAAAGCAGCGGGAAAUCAGCCAGGAGUUAUCAGAGGCAUCACCUAUUACAAAGCCACUAAGACAGACGACACAGAGCCCUCCAACGGCAAAGGUAAGCCCGGUGAACCUGAUACAGUUCUUGAGGUUGAGGAGCCUACCACCAUGCCUGUCACCACCCCUGCAGAGACUAUAACAACAGUUACCACAACAACAACGACAACCAGCACUACAAAGCCAACCAUCACAACCCUGACCACCUCCGCCAGCACCAAGGCUCCAGAAGUAAAGGAACACCCUGCCCCAACUAUUGUCCUUCUGCUUGACAACUCAGACAACAGCAACCGCACAGCAAAAGAUAAGACGGCAAAGGAAGUGGAUUGUGAUGGGACCAUUGCCUCUGUGGAGUUGCCUGUUAAACAGCACAGUUAUGGUCGCAACGAAGGAGCCUGGAUGAGAGACCCUACAGCAAAGGACUCAAAGAUCUAUGUUACCAACUAUUACUAUGGCAACAACCUGGUGGAGUUUCGCAACCUAGACAAUUUCAAACAAGGACGCUGGAGCAACUUGUAUAAACUUCCGUACAACUGGAUCGGGACCGGACACGUGGUCUACAAAGGUGCUUUCUACUACAAUCGGGCUUUCACCAAGAAUAUUAUCAAAUAUGAUCUAAGGAUGCGCUAUGUGGCAGCUUGGACCCUUCUCCAUGAUGUAGUAUACGAAGACACCACACCCUGGAAGUGGAGGGGACACUCAGACAUCGACUUCGCCGUCGAUGAGAGUGGUCUCUGGGUGAUUUAUCCGUCCGUGGACUACGACUAUGCCCAGCAGGAGGUGAUCGUGAUCAGCAAGCUGGAUCCUGGUGACCUGUCCAUCAGGAAAGAAACUACCUGGAAAACUGGUCUGAAGAGGAACUCGUACGGCAACUGUUUCAUCGCCUGUGGUGUGCUCUACGCCGUGGACGUUUACAACCAGCGCGAGGGCGAGAUUUCUUAUGCAUACGACACUCACACGGGCACAGAAGCUUCCCCUCGCCUGCCCUUUAUUAACGAGUAUGCUUUCACAACACAGAUUGACUAUAAUCCCAAAGAGAAGGUCUUGUAUGCCUGGGACAAUGGCCACCAGCUCACAUAUAAAAUUCAUUUUGUUGAACAGGAUCAGAAGUAA